Manis javanica (Malayan pangolin) is the source of this 862-nucleotide messenger RNA. The record is from RefSeq and is a predicted model, not a curated record. Lineage: Eukaryota; Metazoa; Chordata; Mammalia; Pholidota; Manidae.
CUCGACUCCCGCGACCCGCACCGUACCCCCACCGCGCCUGGAGGAUGAUGAAGCUCAAGUCGAACCAGACCUGCACCUACGACGGCGACGGCUACAAGAAAUGGGCCGCAUGCCUGUGUUUCCGCAGCGAGAGUGAGGAGGAGGUGCUACUUGUGAGCAGUAGUCGCCAUCCAGACCGACGGAUUGUCUCUGGAGGAGGCAUGGAGCCGGACGAGGAACCAAGUGUGGCAGCAGUCCAUGAAGUCUGUGAGGAGGCUGGAGUAAAAGGGACAUUGGGAAGAUUAGUUGGAAUUUUCGAGAACCAGGAGAGGAAGCAUAGAAUGUAUGUCUAUGUGCUCAUUGUCACAGAAGUGCUGGAGGACUGGGAAGACUCAGUUAACAUUGGAAGGAAGAGGGAAUGGUUUAAAAUAGAAGAUGCCAUAAAAGUGCUACAGUACCACAAACCCGUGCAGAUGUCAUAUUUUGAAACGUUGAGGCAAGGCUACUCAGCCAACAAUGGCACCCCGGUCGCCGCUACCACAUACUCAGUUUCGGCUCAGAGCUCGAUGCCAGGCAUCAGAUGACGGAAGAUUUGCUGUAAAAGAAAUGGAAAUGGGAAACUCGACUGAAGUGCAGAUCCUCCCUCUCACCCUUGCUCUUUUCACCUCCUCACAGGCCGCCUCUUUGAAAUAAGGCAUGAUGGGCAGCAGAGAAAGGGUUUGUUGAUAAUGUUGCUGUUUGGUGUUAAGUGAUGGGGCUUUUUCUUCUCUUUUUAUUGAGGGGGUGGGGGUUGGGUAUGUAAUUUGUAAGUACUUUUGUGCAUGAUCUGUCCCUCUCUUUUCACACCCUUACAAUUCUCUAAAAAGAGGCUGCCUUUCCUCUU